This is a messenger RNA of Lactuca saligna, 837 nucleotides long. NCBI's taxonomy places the organism in Eukaryota, Viridiplantae, Streptophyta, Magnoliopsida, Asterales, Asteraceae. The record is from the annotation of a GenBank genome assembly.
AUGGAGCUUCAGAUCUUAGAAGGUUUACAGUGGAAGGUUGGUGGAGUUACCCCAAAGAAGGGUGGAACAGAGCAUUUAAGGCUCCCUGUUUUCAUCUCAGUUGCAGAUGCAAAAGCUGAAACCAAGGCUAAUGCAUCUGUAUAUGUGCCUCCACCAUUUGCUGCAGCAGCAAUCAUGGAAGCAUUAGAGGCUGAACUGGAUUUGAUUGACAAUGGAAGUACUCACGUAUAUGUUCUUGGAUCUCGUUGUGCUGCUUGUUUGGUGUUAACUGUUGGAAGUGAAGUAUUUGAGGAGUCAGGAAGAUCACUUGUUCGUCGAACAUUAGAUUAUCUACAAGGUCUGAAGAUGCUUGGAGUCAAGAGAAUUGAAUGUGUUCUUCCAAUAGGCACUCCAUUAACUGUUGUUGGUGAGUGUUCUUCAAAAGCAAGCUUGCAGCAUGUUGGUGAUAUAGAAGUGGUUACUGGUGUGACUGAGAACCAAGGGCAAACUGGGCCUCCAAAUGGGGAAAGCAACUUUGAAGAAGCAAUGGAGUUUGAUCCAAUUAAGCAUCAUAAUUUCUUCUGUCCUUGGGUUGAUGGGAAUGUUGCUACAGCAGGGGUCGAGGUGGGGGUAGGACUCACCUCCACCUCAAGUGGUGGUGGUUGUGGGUGGCAGUUGACUUUAGAUGCUUUGGAUGGGUUUCAAGGGAUUAAAACAAUCAGACCCUUGAAUCUGAAUCAGCUGCUUCUCUUUACAAGGAAAACUCCUAUUGGCAAUCAUGAACUGGUACCCAUCAAUACUUUGCUGCUCAUCACCACCACCAACCACCACGUUUCUUCCGGAAGACUCUGGCGGUGA